GCAGCAUCUCCUGAGGACAGAUUAUUUUGGGGAUACGACGUAUAUAUGUCUAUAUACCUUUAAGAAGAAUCCUGCCUCUCAUCUCCAGAAAUGCUAACCAUCAAGUUGCCUCAAAUCUUCAGAAUCCAUCAAGUCCCUCGGAUUUUCUGGGAAGAAGGUAUCAUAUCGGGGUACCGACACCCCAAAAGUUCUGCGUUGGAUUGCGUCCUCAGCUCCUUCCAACUGAACAACGAAACCGUCAAUAUUUGGACUCACUUCCUUCCAACUUGGUAUUUCUUAUGGCGGUUUGUGAUGCUCUCUUAUCGCCUGGACCUAUGGGCCGACACCUACAGCUGGCCAUUCCUGGCCUACAUGUCUCUGGUCUGCCUCUAUCCCUUCACGUCCAGCUGUGCUCACACCUUCAGCACCAUGUCCACCCAUGCGCGACACAUCUGCUAUUUCUUGGACUACAAUGCCCUCAGCCUCUAUAGUUUGGGGUGUGCAUUCACAUAUGGCGCCUACGCGAUGCCGGAUCGUUGGGUCAACAGCCUUGGGCACCACUACUUUGUCCCCAUGGCUGCCAUAAACUCUUUGAUCUGCACCAGCCUUUCUUGCUAUUCUCGGUUCCUGGAGCUGGAGUGGCCCCGCUGGAGCAAGGCUGCACGGAUGGCCGCUUUCGUCUACCCGUUCUUCUUCGACAACAUCCCGCUCUUCUUCAGGCUUUUGUUCUGUUUCGGCGAGGAUUGUACGUGGAACGACUCCGUGGCCAGCUAUUUCUACCACCUUUUCUUUGCUCUGCUUACCGGCUUCCUGUUUGCGUCGCAUCUGCCGGAACGCCUGGCCCCCGGUCGCUUCGAUUUCAUCGGCCACAGCCACCAGCUGUUCCACAUCUGUGCCGUGGUGGGCACCCAUUUCCAGUUGGAAGCCAUCCUGGGCGACCUGAACUCUCGGCGGACAUGGCUGAGCACCCACACCCCGCCGGGCAUGUUCACCCAUACCUUCGCCAUUCUGGGUGCCACCAUGCUGGGCAACCUUGCCCUGUUUUCUGCUUUUGCCAUGGCCCUCUUCCGCUUGCCAGCUUCCAUCCGGAUCCUGCAGGGCGGCCUCCCCGAGUCGGAGGGCGCCAAGGAGAAGUAG
Molecule: messenger RNA, 1116 nt
Organism: Thamnophis elegans (Western terrestrial garter snake)
Lineage: Eukaryota; Metazoa; Chordata; Lepidosauria; Squamata; Natricidae
Gene: PAQR6
Product: progestin and adipoQ receptor family member 6
Exons: 7
Coding region: 91-1116 (341 amino acids)
Cellular component (GO): membrane
Molecular function (GO): signaling receptor activity
Source: RefSeq, a predicted model, not a curated record